Molecule: messenger RNA, 1795 nt
Organism: Aspergillus fijiensis CBS 313.89
Lineage: Eukaryota; Fungi; Ascomycota; Eurotiomycetes; Eurotiales; Aspergillaceae
Product: putative GABA permease (Uga4)
Exons: 7
Coding region: 115-1728 (537 amino acids)
Biological process (GO): transmembrane transport
Cellular component (GO): membrane
Molecular function (GO): transmembrane transporter activity
Source: RefSeq, a predicted model, not a curated record
GGGGCCUUCUCCUGUCGCUCCUUUCAUCAUCAUCACCAUAUUCAUUUUCCCUUCUUCCCUUUACCCCCCCUCCUCAUAGUGAAGCUGCUUGCUCACCAUCCACAGCAUUCAGCAAUGGCAGGCAAGCAGCAUUCUCCAACGGCCUCGUCCGCCACGUCUAGUGCGGACGGACUGGCCGAUCCCGGAGAUUCACAAUUACUUGCCACCCUCGGAUACAAACAGGAACUUCGUCGACAAUACUCCACGGUCCAGAUCUUCGCUGUCGCAUUUAGUAUCAUGGGUCUGGUGCCCUCGAUAGCGUCCACCCUCGCCUUCAACUUACCAGCUGGUCCCGCGGCAAUGACAUGGGGCUGGCUCGUUGCAAGUCUCUUCAUCUUCUGCGUAGGAUUAGCAUUAGCCGAUAUGUCGUCAGCUAUGCCCACAGCCGGUGGGUUAUAUUGGUGGACUCAUUACUUCGCAGGCCCCAAAUAUAAGAAUGCAUUAAGCUUUUUGGUGGGAUACAGCAACACCAUGGGGCUAGUCGGGGGGAUGUGUUCGGUAGACUACACACUUACGCUCAUGAUUCUUGCCUGCGUCUCUAUAGCACGCGACGGUGCGUGGUCAGCCUCGAACGGUGUCAUCUACGGUGUAUAUGUUGGCCUCAUCCUUGUUCACGCCUUAUGCGGCAUUUACACGGGCCCCAUCAUGCCCCGGAUCCAGACAUUUUGCAUUUUCAUCAACAUCGCCAUUAUUAUUGCCACUGUCAUUGCUCUGCCGGUGGGCAAGGUCGCUAACGGUGGGACACUCAACCCUGGCAGCUGGGUCUACGGGCAUGUGGAUAAUUUGACGACCUGGCCGAAGGGAUGGGCCUUCAUCCUCGCAUUUCUAGCCCCAAUUUGGUCCAUUGGAUUCUUCGACUCUUGCGUACACAUGAGUGAGGAAGCUUUACAUGCUGCGAAGGCCGUGCCCCUAGGAAUCGUCUGGUCAUCGGGCUGUGCAUGCGUGCUGGGAUUCUUGGUACUGAGUAUCAUUGCCGCCGUGAUGGACCAGGAUAUUAGCACAACAUACGAUUCCAUAUACGGACAGCCCAUGGCGCAGGUCUAUUUCACAGCGCUUGGCAAGAAAGGAGCCUUGGGGUUCAUGGGAGUGCUGAUCGUGAUCCAAUUCUUGAUCGGGCUGAGCUUGAUUGUCGCCGCUUCCCGACAGGCCUGGGCGUUCUCUCGAGACGGCGCCCUGCCAUUUUCAAACUACUUUCGCCACGUGAGCAAGCGCAUUCAGUAUCAGCCGGUACGGGCGAUGUGCGGCUUCGUAGCUGUCUGCAUUGUCUUUGGUUUACUAUGUUUGAUCAAUUCCGUCGCCGCCAACGCGCUUUUCUCGCUCUUCGUGGCCAGCAAUUACGUUGCCUGGGGCACCCCAAUUCUUUGCCGGUUGAUCUGGGGUAAGGAGCGGUUCCGUCCGGGCGAGUUCUACACCGGGUGGUUCAGUCGACCGAUCGCAACCGUGGCCGUGGUGUGGUUGAUCUUCGGUUUGAUUUUGUCAAUGUUCCCUAGCACAGGCCCGAAUCCGAGCCCUUCGGAUAUGAAUUACACGAUUGUGCUUAACGGCUUCGUCUGGGUCGCUUGCAUGACGUACUACUUUCUGUUUGCUCGCAAGUGGUACACUGGACCCAAAAUGACUGUUGACGGGGUUGACUCUCGGGUGGAGAACGACAGCAGCCGGCCAGGGAGCAAAGACCCUCCUUCUGCCUAGCAUUUGAUCUGGUAUAUAGAGCUGUGUUUUAAAAAACAUGAAGGAUAGAUGAAACAUAGAUUUGGAG